Messenger RNA from Hymenoscyphus albidus, 334 nucleotides. Lineage: Eukaryota; Fungi; Ascomycota; Leotiomycetes; Helotiales; Helotiaceae. The record is from the annotation of a GenBank genome assembly.
AUGGCCAAAGGGAUUCUCAUCAUCAGAGUCCGAACCAGUCUUCAUUAUGUCAUCCAUAUGGUUCGUAAGUGGUAAAUAUCCACACAUGCCAACCUGAAAAGGGCUAAUUAGUAUUGUAACUAGGUACCGGAGUUCCUUUUGCUUACUGUUGCAGCAAAUGGGCUACCGUUCCAUGUCAAAAGUGCUAUCAAGGACGUUGCACAACCUUGGCUCAAUCCCCACAAGACAAUAUUCCUGCCGAUUUGCUCCGUUUCUCGUUGCAAAAUCUCGUGUAUGUAUUUGCAGCUCUAUUUGCUUUUAGUAUUUUCUUCCCGGACCGAAAUUCAAAGAGUAG